AUGCUCUCGAUUAACACCAUGGCCGAUUUCAGCAUAACACCUGCUCGCCUUCUAAUUGCGGCGGCAGUAUUGCUACCGUACUUACUUCUUGUGAAGCGGCUUCGUUUCCAACGUGCCCGCAAAAUCGAGGCGAAGUUCAACGGGCGUCCUCUGUCCAACAUGACCGUGAAGGAAGCCCAUGAGAUCUUCCGCGAACUGCGAGAACUGGAGUUCCCGUAUACCCUGCACAGCGCCAUGAAGCUAUCAUUACUGAAAACCGGGUCGAUUCCUACAAUGACCAAGUUGUUCGUCGCCACCCGCCAGCUCAACGAGAAGAAUGCGUCCAAGCGGGCUGCGGAUACCGAAGUGGUCCUCAAUGAGGUUCAUGACAGGGAGCCCGGCUCUGAGUCCCAUCUAAUGGGAAUUGCACGGAUGAACUACCUGCAUGCUCGGUAUCGCAAGGCGGGUAAAAUCUUGGAUGAAGAUAUGCUGCAUACCCUUGGCUCUGCGGUUGUGGAUAUCGUCAGGGGUGUUGAUAGGAAUGAAUGGCGUCGGUUGACGGAUGUAGAGAGAUGUGCCAUUGGCGUGUUCCAUAAGGCUCUGGGUGACGCUAUGGAAAUCCCUUUCACGUUCCUUCCUUCUCAUGAGACUGGUUGGAAGGACGGGAUACACUUCACCCAGGAGCUCUAUGACUGGACGCUGGCAUAUGAGAAGGUGGCAGCGCAGCCGACAGAUUCGACCCGGUACAUUGGUCGGAGACUGAUGGAGUUGGCCAAAUGCAAUAUGCCUGCGCCGCUGAAGCCAUUGAUCGAAAGCGUUGUCGUUGCCAAAUUAGAAGAACAUAGCAGAAUAAGUAUGGGAUUUGAAAAACCAGGUAUUCUCGUCUCUAUAUUCGCAAAGAGUAUUCUGGUAGUGCGAAAGUUCAUACUGCGUUAUCUCAGCUUGCCCAGACCGGAUUCCAAAGCUGUGCAUGUUUUGAGUGAUUCCCCCGAUCCGACCACGGGGCUGUAUACAUGGAAUCUCUGGAUCGAGCAUCCAUGGUAUAUCAAACCCACCUUUAAGCACAGAUGGGGACCAAAGGCCCUUCUAGUACGGCUCUUUGGGAAUGGGGCUGUCCCUUCAGAGGCUGACUCGUACAAGGAGUCAGGGUACGACCUGCGGACCAUUGGCCCUGCAGCGCAGGAGAAAAGAGGACAGGAUGAGAUGGAGUCUAUUUUCCAGAGCCUGAAAGGAACAAAUUAUGCUGCUGGAUGCCCUUUCCAUACAUGA
This is a messenger RNA of Aspergillus nomiae NRRL 13137, 1248 nucleotides long. RefSeq lists its product as uncharacterized. Bases 1 to 1248 code for a protein of 415 amino acids. The record is from RefSeq and is a predicted model, not a curated record. The transcript is spliced from 3 exons. Lineage: Eukaryota; Fungi; Ascomycota; Eurotiomycetes; Eurotiales; Aspergillaceae. Gene Ontology annotation, molecular function: oxidoreductase activity.